AUGAGCUCCACGGGAAGCAACCAGAUGAGCGGCCAGAACAUGGGCAACCCGAUGGGCGGCCAGAACAUGAGCAAUCCGAUGGGCGGGCAGAACAUGGGCAACCCGAUGGGCGGGCAGAACAUGGGCAACCCGAUGAGCGACCAGAGCAUGGGCUAUGA
Symbiodinium sp. CCMP2456 is the source of this 158-nucleotide messenger RNA. NCBI's taxonomy places the organism in Eukaryota, Dinophyceae, Suessiales, Symbiodiniaceae. The record is from the annotation of a GenBank genome assembly.